Hemisphaericaspora subhashii is the source of this 1782-nucleotide messenger RNA. It is a transcript of the gene BCR1, whose product is annotated as transcription factor BCR1. NCBI's taxonomy places the organism in Eukaryota, Fungi, Ascomycota, Pichiomycetes, Serinales, Debaryomycetaceae. Gene Ontology annotation, molecular function: RNA polymerase II cis-regulatory region sequence-specific DNA binding; DNA-binding transcription factor activity, RNA polymerase II-specific. Gene Ontology annotation, biological process: regulation of transcription by RNA polymerase II. Gene Ontology annotation, cellular component: chromatin. The transcript has a single exon. The record is from RefSeq and is a predicted model, not a curated record. The coding region runs from base 1 to 1782 and encodes 593 amino acids.
AUGAUAACGAAUAGUCAUCUAUAUUCACCUAAUCUGCAAUCUCAACAAUCACAACCCUCCUCGGGUCAGAUUACUCCCCAACUACACCCUCAGAACCACCAAUCCCAUCCACAUUACCUACAAAAUGGGGCAAUGGACUUGUCUAAUGCACAUCAACUGCCAAGGCAGCAUACGGCGGCUCUGUCUGGAGGAGGAUUAUUGCUUCCACUUCCAGCAAUCAAAAUACCACCAAUACGGGAAUCAGAACAAUCUCAACUAUCCUCACCAACUUCUCAACAAGACAUGGUUACUGUUUCUAAUGUAGGAACUAACCAGAAAACAAAAUCAAAGAGACCAUCCAAAGGCAGAGUCUUCCAAUGUACUGGAUACCCAGGAUGUACUAUGUCAUUCACUAGAAGUGAACAUUUAGCAAGACAUAAACGGAAGCAUACUGGUGAAAGACCAUUCUCAUGUCCAUAUUGCUCCAAGAAUUUUAGUAGAUUGGAUAAUUUACGUCAACAUAAACAAACGGUACAUUCUUAUGAAACGUAUUUGAAUAAAAAUGAUGAAGUGGAAUCCAAGGGUAAGACAAGACGGAAGAAUAAGCUUCAACGUCAACAACUGCAUGAAGAGCAACAACAGCAACAACAGCAACACCCGGAAUCACAACAACAACCACAACAACAACAGCAACAUGCCAUUCAACCACCACCUCAAUAUAUGUCCAACCAACCAAGUUAUCAAAAUGUAAACUCAGGUAAGAUUAUUCAAUAUCUGAAUCAGUACUAUGUUCAACAAUCAUAUGCUCAACCUAUACUAUCUCCUCAAAAUGGAUUCUACAUGCAACAACAGGUGUCACCAAUUGUACCUCAUCACCAUUUUCAACAACAACAGCAACAACAACAAGUACAAAGGGAUAUUACUAAUAAACCACUACCACCACUUCCUGCGCCUCAUCAGCAGCAACAACAACCAACAACACAAGUUUUGCAACAACCCACGCCAAUGGAAAAGCGCGAGUUACCAGUUUCUGAUGAUUUGAAGAUUCCUACCCAUCACUUUAGUAGGAAGAGAAGACCAAGACCACUUUCCUUAUUACGUUCAACUCAUGAUUUAGGAUUAUCAUCAGAUGAAGACAGUUUGAAGUCAGCACCUGCAAAUUCUACAUUUGACACUACUGCCACUAGUAUAUCAUUACCGCCACCUUUAAAAUCUGCAUCUUCAAUUACAUCAUCGACAUUUUCAUCAAAUUUGAUGAGUCCAUUAUCACCAUUAUUUCAUCAAUCUAUUAGAAGUACACCAAAUCUCCAUCGUACCACUUCUUCGAAUAUAUCUUCAAAAUCUCCACUAACACAAAUUUUUAAUCGAAAUUCGGUGAUUUCAAAUUCUAGUUUACCGUCGGUAUCUAAUUUACCUAAUCCAACUAUCCUAUGUACUACAUCAGUUAGUGAAAAUAUCCCCCCUACUAUGGCUCCAAUUAUUAGUACCUCAUCAUCAUCCUCAACAUCGUCACCUAAUCCAGAUAAUAAGAGGAAUUGGUUAAAGGGAGUAUUGAAUGCAGAACAAAAAGAGAAAUCUUUGGAUAUCGAUGCAGCAAGUAUUCCAUCAGUUUCGAUAAGUUCAGCUAGUCCCAAACCUAUGAAAGUAUUGAUUGAGAGGAUAAAUGAAGGAGAUGGGGAUAGUUCACGAAUGACAGUUGAACAAAAUAAGGAACAUACUUCACCUCCAUAUAUAUCUAAAAAGCCUACUAUCAAUAGUUUAAUUUCGUCAGAGGAAUCAGUUUCUCUGAAUGGACAAGAUUAA